AUGGCCGAGGUGGGCGGCUUCCUGGGCUCCCUGGAUUUGGAUUUGCACGGCUUUUCCUCGUCACUUGGGAACGCGCCUCUCGCCGACUCGCCGGGCUUUUUGAACGAGCGCCUGGGGCAGAUCGAGGGGCGGCUGCAGCGGGGCUCGCCCACCGACUUCGCCCACCUCAAAGGCAUCCUCCGGCGGAGGCAGCUCUACUGCCGGACCGGCUUCCACCUGGAGAUCUGCCCCAACGGAACCGUCCACGGCACCCGGCAGGAUCACAGCCGCUUCGGAAUUUUGGAGUUUAUUAGCUUGGCUGUAGGGCUGGUUAGUAUCCGCGGAGUGGAUUCUGGACUUUACCUCGGGAUGAACGAAAGAGGCGAACUGUAUGGAUCGAAGAAGCUCACAAGAGAGUGUGUUUUCCGCGAGCAGUUUGAAGAAAACUGGUAUAAUACCUACGCCUCGACCCUGUACAAACAUUCUGACUCCGAGCGACAAUAUUAUGUUGCUUUGAACAGAGACGGCUCCCCCCGAGAAGGAUACAGGACUAAGAGACAUCAAAAAUUCACUCAUUUUUUACCAAGGCCUGUGGACCCUACAAAGAUACCUGCGAUGUACAGAGACCUCUUCCACUACAGGUGAUGUUCUCUACAGCUUGAGCCGCCAGUGUGUAUAUAUACUUGGGUCCCCAAGCUUUUUGCUGGAGAGCUAUAUACACCUUAGUCAUUCCAACCCCUUUUAUCAAAUCUAGGUAACAGGUAGAGAAGCACUUACAAUGAAUUCCUCGGCGUUCUUGUUGUUAUUUUUCUUUUAAAGGUGUAUAUCGAGGUCGCGUUUACUCCUGUGGGGUGGGGCUUGGGGCAGGGCCUGGGACCCUCUGUGCCUUCAUUCAUUUCUUCAAUUGCUUUCUUUAUCUGGUGGGCUAGGAAAAGGCAAAAGUUCAUGCUGGGGAGGAAAGAUUAUUUUUGAACCGACAACCACCACCAGCACUAAUCACCAGCCACGUGAUCAAGGUGACUACAGGAAAGAAGACCACAGAAAUGACUUAUAUGUUUCCCACAAGCUUGGAAUGGUGGCUUAUUAUAGCGGGCCCCUCAGACGGGACCCACUGAAUGAAGUGGCCCCUGUAUUUACUACACAGAUUCUCUUGAGGUGGCCCUAACAGACUUGCCAGAUGUUGCUAGAACAAAAUCCUGACUGUAGUCUCUAGCUCAUAGACUUCUAUGGUGGGAAAACAGAGGGGAGAACUCAGAAUAUUCAAGUCAAACCAGACAUCUGGCAAUCCUGGGUCCUGAGCGAUGAGUGUGUGUGUGUGUGUGU
This is a messenger RNA of Elgaria multicarinata webbii, 1302 nucleotides long. It is a transcript of the gene FGF16, whose product is annotated as fibroblast growth factor 16. Bases 1 to 624 code for a protein of 207 amino acids. The record is from RefSeq and is a predicted model, not a curated record. Gene Ontology annotation, biological process: cell differentiation; fibroblast growth factor receptor signaling pathway; animal organ morphogenesis. Gene Ontology annotation, molecular function: fibroblast growth factor receptor binding; growth factor activity. Gene Ontology annotation, cellular component: cytoplasm. The transcript is spliced from 3 exons. Lineage: Eukaryota; Metazoa; Chordata; Lepidosauria; Squamata; Anguidae.